AUGGGACAGCGACGCCAGCUGUUCGUCAUCGCCCGCGUGGGUAAGCACUAUCGCUCCCUCGCUGCCGUCCAUCACCAAUGGCUCUACGGCGUAUCGGCCCUACGUUCAUGCCUUCGACUCCUCCGCAUCUUUUCAGACCCGGGCAACCAUUUGGCCCUCAAACACGAGCUGGACCUCGCUGCUUCUUUCUUCAAGGACAAGCCUCCGCCUCCCUCUGAGCCAGAAGAAUACCGAGAUGCCGAAAGCACCACCUGCCCUGUCCCCUUCAUCACGACUUGCCUGGCUAUCGGUGCUAGCUACGACUCCAAGACGGGCCAAGUCCAGGCCAUUCACGAGCUUCGAUACGACAUGGGCUAUGAUCAAGGCGACAACAAUGAUGGUAUAACCGUGAUUGACAUUACUGAUCUGGACCAUGUGCGCUAUUGCUUUGUGAACUUCGGCAAUGAAGAUGAUGAGGACUCUCAGAGUGAGCUACGCCGAGUUGGAUUGUCUAACAAGCGAAUGGACGCUCCCCCUUUUGACAACUUCGCCACUGAAACUCCCUUGACCGGGCGAGAAUACCUGAGAGGCUACUACAGCGAGUCAGAUGAGAUGGUGCAACGGAACAUGGAGGUUAUUGAGGCUCUCGAUAAUACGCCUCUUGUCGAGGAGGUGGCACUAGCAACCGAUGCCAAACUGUUCGACCGUCUUCUCACAUCGACAGACGAUGAUUUCGACCCCUCCCUCCUGGAUGAAGUCCGAAAUUUCCCUGGCUUUCAGCGGAUGGUCAAGGAAUACCUUCUCUCCCACCCUGAAAAGGUUGGCCCAACGCAGGCUUCGGCCCAUCUUCUCCAGCUAGCCUACGCUGGUGAGGACUGUCUGGAGUGGAAUCUCUUCACGAAACUCGACCCCAAGACGAUCAAAGCCGCCCUCACAUCCGACGCAUUGAAGGGUGCCACAGGGAUCAGCCUUACGGCCUUGCAGAACAGUGAGCCUGCAGAGCUCUUGGCAGCCUUGUCCUCUCUCGACCGUCUCCACACCCUGCAGGUCCUGGAUCGGCCAGACCGCGAAGAUGAAGGCGCCAGCAACCGACUGUUUGAAGCUCUUGCCGAGUCAGACUAUCCUCUGGCCCUCAAGAAGCUGACGCUCACUGGUCUUUAUGCAAACGGAAUCCGUCAGAACAUCUGGCGCCCCUACCGAGACCAGCCCAAGACUCUGGAAGCAUUUCCAGUGGUGCAACUGCUUGUCAGCCAUGAGGGGAAGGAUAGUGGCUUUGUCGCUUCUUCUGAAUUGCAACUCGAGUCCUACAACGGAACUGGCCUCCAGUGUGCACACUGCUUCUCGUGCGGACCUUCAGCCCUUGGAGAAGACAAAUCUUCAGAGAUUGCAGCACUCCCGACCGAGACAUAUACCAUCGCAAAGGGAUCGUACCACUCCAGUGCCUACAAAGGCGUACAGUCUAAGCUGCGGGAUCUCACCCCCGAUAGCUGGAUGGCUGUUGUAUCUAAGAAGAGCGACACUGAGUUCGCGGGUGUCGACAGCCCUAGCACAACUCGCAUGCGGUUCAAGUACGCGUUCGUCCGCUCUAAGGCAACCAUCCAGGUCGAUCAGAAGCACUGGAGGGGUUCUGAUAUCCAGCCUACCGAGCUUGAAGUGGUGGAUAUAAAGGAAUUUCUUCACAAAACUACACCUGAAGUCGACACGAGCAAACUUGCCUACCACGUUUCCAACCUUGAAGACACUCUUGUGCAGGCUACGCGUGCACGAACUAUCGUAACAACACCCGAUGAGGAGCCUCUUUUCUCUUCGCUCAGCCCUGAUGAGGCCUGUGUCAUAUUGAACAAGUUUGUCGGCGCGAUGCCGCAGGUGCAGAAGUCUGUGGCGAGAGGCUCGAGAUGGGGCAUCGGGGAAGAUGCUUGGAUCUCCAAGCUCGGAUUUGAUGCCGAUGAGAAGGACUGA
This is a messenger RNA of Fusarium keratoplasticum, 1938 nucleotides long. RefSeq lists its product as uncharacterized. The record is from RefSeq and is a predicted model, not a curated record. The transcript is spliced from 6 exons. Bases 1 to 1938 code for a protein of 645 amino acids. NCBI's taxonomy places the organism in Eukaryota, Fungi, Ascomycota, Sordariomycetes, Hypocreales, Nectriaceae.